CAGUCGUCAAAUUCGCCGUCCGCCGUGUGUGUGUUUUCAAUCGUGUUUGCAUUCUUCAUCCGCAAUUAAAAAAAAAAUAAAAAAGAAAAAUAAUUAAUUUUUUAAAUUCAACAAAAAAAAAAAAACCACACACUUUUAAGAAAAAACCAUGGCGUCCGAUAUUGAAAUCGUAAAUAUCUCAAAUUUUGAAAAAAUACAAAACUUCCUCAACGACUCCGCAUACAAAGAAAUACUCGAGAACAGCGAAAACUUCAACACACGCCUCUGCAUUGAACGGCGCCUCCGGAUGCCAUUUCUCGAUCCACAAACGGGCGUUGCACAAACCCAUUGUGCUUUGUUUAUGAAACAAAAACAACGAAUGCCCGGAUUCCGCGAUGGCCAAAUCUAUACGUAUCCGUCGGCGCGAUGGCGUAAACCAAAACGUCAAUACCUGCUUCAUCAUCAGAGUUACAAGGCCUACCAGUUUAGGGAAAGCCAAACGCAUAACCAUCAUCAUUAUCAUUCAACAACACAACAGCAGCAGCAGCAAUCGCAACAACAGUCUUCAUCUCAGCAGCAGCAAUCACAACAGCAAAUUCAAUCGUCAUCCGAUAAUACAGCAACAGUUAUACAACCUGAUGGCAAUUCCCUUGGAGCCACCGCUGAUAACGAUAGCAAAGAUAGUCAUCCAAAUCCAGAAAAAGAAUGGUUCUACGAAGAUAUGGAACUUUCUCACGUCGAAGAAUUCGAAGAGGAUUUCGACUCAGAUGCAGAUUUUGAUGAUUCAUACAGCAAUCGUAAAAGAAAACGUGCCAAGCCCGCAAAGAAGCCUCCAGCAAAUCCAGAUGCCACUCCAAAAAGAGGCAGAAAAGGUGGUCGUCGAAAGGUUAACACAGAUGGUGAGCCAAAAAAACGCUCCAAUGCAAUUGCCGCCAGUGCAUCAUUCAAUACGAACUCUUGCGCUUCUCCACUUAACAGCCUAGACGAUCAACCUCUGUCUAUGCUAACAUCUGCUGACAAAUUGCCCUCCGAAGAAGCAGAAUCAAGUCCGAAAAAGGGCAGCACGGGCACUGGCGCUGGCGCAGUUGGUGCUAGUAAAAUGAGAACUGAACGCGACACGACCGCACAUCCUUCGCCAUACUGCGACUUUUGUCUUGGUGACGCACGUGAAAACAAAAAGACAAACCUGCCCGAAGAACUUGUUUCGUGCUCCGAUUGUGGUCGUUCUGGUCAUCCGACCUGCCUUCAAUUCACACCUAAUAUGAUCAUCUCCGUGAAACGCUACCGAUGGCAGUGCAUAGAAUGCAAAUACUGUUCCAUAUGUGGCACAUCAGACAACGACGAUCAAUUGCUCUUCUGUGACGAUUGCGACAGAGGUUAUCACAUGUAUUGUCUUUCGCCACCACUGAUAACACCCCCCGAAGGCUCAUGGAGCUGUAAGCUUUGUCUGGACGAGUUCCACAGUGGCGAGAAGUAAAUUCCCCAAACUUCGUUGCAUCCACUUAUUAGUUUUUUUUUUGUUUAAUUAUUUUUUUUUUUUAUUUUUGUUUAUAUGUAAGGUACUUGUAGUAUAAAGUAUAAAGUGUAUGUAUAGUGUAUGUGCGCAUAUUGCGUAAAUUUUUUUUUUUAAUUGUUUUAAGUUCAAACCCAUUUUUUUACAAUGUAUUAAUAUUAUCUUUAAAGCAUGUUUAAUUUUAAGAUAUAAACCAUAAGAUUAAGACAAAAAAAUAACUAGAAAAGAUAACAAAAAGGCAGCGCGUUAAACAAGAACGCUUUCAUUAGACUAUAAAAAUUUUAUCCAAAAAAAAAUAAAAGAAAAAAUAAAACAAGCGAGUCAAAAUUCUUCAAAUAACAAACUAAAUAAAAUAUACUCUGUGUGCAUUAAAAAUAAGAAAAAAACAAAAAACAUCUGAUAUAAACUGAUAAUAAAGUUCGUGUAGCCUGAAUUCAGUAUUUCAACAGUAUUAAAGAGAUUUUUAUUUUAAUAA
Molecule: messenger RNA, 1967 nt
Organism: Episyrphus balteatus (marmalade hoverfly)
Lineage: Eukaryota; Metazoa; Arthropoda; Insecta; Diptera; Syrphidae
Gene: d4
Product: zinc finger protein ubi-d4 B
Exons: 3
Coding region: 149-1456 (435 amino acids)
Biological process (GO): nervous system development
Cellular component (GO): nBAF complex
Source: RefSeq, a predicted model, not a curated record